AUGGAUGGUGUGCAAAGUGUGACAGCUAUCCAUUAUGUCCAGGUGUUCUCGAAAAUAUUCAACCAUGAAGCGUUGGAGACCUACCUCCCGAAAAUACAGCUGGUCAUCCAGGACACAUUACGGAUGUGGAGCAGCAGUCCCGAACCCAUCAAUGUCUACUGUGAGGCUCAGAAGCUGACUUUCCGCAUGGCCAUCAGGGUUCUGCUGGGUUUCAGGCUUUCUGAUGAAGAACUGAACCUCUUGUUCCGGGUGUUUCAACAGUUUGUCGAAAAUGUCUUCUCACUGCCAGUGGAUAUCCCUUUCAGUGGUUAUAGGAGGGGCAUCCGAGCACGUGAGACACUGCUGAGGGGUUUGGAGAAGGCAAUCCAGGAGAAGCUGCAGAACACCCAGGGGAAGGACUACAUGGACGCCUUAGAUGUCCUUAUCGAGAGUGGCAAGGAGCACGGCAAUGAGCUGACCAUGCAGGAGCUGAUGGAUGGGACUCUGGAGCUGAUCUUCGCUGCCCACGCCACCACCGCCAGUGCUAGCACAUCGCUUAUCAUGCAGCUGCUGAAGCAUCCAGCUGUUUUGGAGAAGCUGAGGGAAGAGCUGCGCAGCAAUGGGAUCCUGCACAACGGCUGCGUCUGCGAGGGGGCACUACGCGUAGACACCGUGACCACCCUCCCUUACCUGGACUGCGUCAUCAAAGAGCUGCUGAGGCUUUACAGCCCAGUUUCUGGGGGCUACCGGACUGUGCUGCAGACCUUCGAGCUGGACGGAUGCCAGAUCCCCAAAGGAUGGAGUGUCUUGUACAGCAUCCGGGACACUCAUGACACAUCUCCGGUCUUCAAGGAUGCUGAUGUCUUUGACCCUGACCGCUUUGGGCAAGACCGUACAGAAGACAAAGAUGGCAGAUUUCAUUAUUUACCAUUUGGUGGUGGAGUACGGAACUGUUUGGGCAAACAGUUGGCCAAGCUUUUCUUGAAGACCUUGGCCAUUGAGCUGGCCAGCAUGAGCAGGUUUGAGCUGGCCACCAGAACUUUCCCAAAAGUUACACCGGUGCCGGUGGUCCAUCCAGCUGAUGAACUAAAGGUCAGGUUUUAUGGACUAGAUUCCAACCAAAAUGAAAUUGUGACGGAAACAGAAGCCAUGCUUGGUGCAACUGUGUAG
This is a messenger RNA of Staurois parvus, 1149 nucleotides long. NCBI's taxonomy places the organism in Eukaryota, Metazoa, Chordata, Amphibia, Anura, Ranidae. The record is from the annotation of a GenBank genome assembly.